GGCAGGUGCACCAACCUAAGUGCCACUCCGCUUACCUGUGUGUGUGUGCCUAUCAAGGCAGAGCAGUGUGUCCGGUGGUCAGGUUCUUCCCUCUCUUUCUCUUUCUUCUUUUCUUUUUCCCUCUCUUUUCUUCUUUCUCUCUUUCCCCCCUCUCUCUCCCUCUUUCUCUUUUUCUCUUCCUUUCCCCGCUGGCUAUCUCUUCUGCCGUCUUUUUUCCCCCUAUCUAUCCCCCUACCUGUGUAUGUCUCCAUCUCUCUCUUUCUUUCUCCCCCUACUGUCUCUCUCUAUCCGUCUAUCCUCUUCGACAUCACUUCACGCAGCAGUGCCGUGUUGUAGUGUCGUGUCAUCCCGCGGUACGUCAACGAUCCUCCCGGACUGAAGGCAAGGAUCGACCGGGUCGAGAGUACACUCUGCGAUUACCGGGGCCGGUCGAUCGCCGGUCUACAGUAGGGUGAAGAAAGUGAACCCGCGGUCACCGUGAAGGUGAAGGGAGUGAUAUUCCUGAUGGAACCCGCGUUCUCUUGACACCGACAGUCGGAAGUUCGUGACGAACGAGUGACCUGUUGAAAUAUUCGGAUGCGAGAAAUCUGGCGGUGAAUCUGUUUUUGACUCGAUCGAGUAGGAAGCAAGAUUUUACAUUGGUGAAAUUUGUCACGAUGAGAGAGGACAAGCCUGUCGUGAUUGAGCUUGUUCGUUAAGAAUGAAUUGGUAGAUCUGGUGUAGUACCGUACCAACAAUUUUUAAUAUCUGCAUGAAUGGCCUAAUGAUUGCGCUCCGAGUGAGAAAGAUCAGAGAAAGAAUCGUCUGGUGAUAGUUUGAGACUCGAUUGUGAUCCGAGGUGAUCCGCGCGAUCCUGAAGACAGCUAUUAUCGAACGAGUGGCAAGGUGCGCUGAGGAAGGGGACAUUCGGUGAAGGUGUCAAACGUCGGCGGCACCUCAUUGACAUUUCCGUGACAUUUAGUGCGCGAUUCGAGUCGAGUGCUAGACACCUUUUCGUGUAACACGCGUGUCGCUUACUGUUACACGACAGCGAGAUCUCGCGACGGCUAGCGUGUCACAGAGAAGCAACGUGACGAGCGGGAGAGGACGACAGUGCGGUGGAAAGGAAGUGAAACGAGGGCCGGGCGAGCCGAUGACGCGUCCUGCGUGCCUUAUCAGCGGCGGAACCGGAGCGCGGUGACGGCGAAGCCUCAUACAGAGACUUAUCUGUCUCUCGGAAUCCUUCAGUUGCACGUGUACGGCGUAGAAUACAAAUAACGACCUGCGUUCUCGCAAAGGUCUGUCUCCGAACUUUGGUCGAGUGAACAACGUCGAGGUCCUCGACGAAUCUACCUGAAACGUAAAACUCUGUUGCGAAGCAACAGGUGGUUAUAUCUGGAAGAUCGCCGAACGAGGUUCUCCUGCGACUUUCGACAGGCAGAACCGGAGAUUUUUCACUCGGUUGGAGGUUGACGCUGAUAGCCAAACUGGACAUUCUUACCGCCACGUCGGGAAGAACGGAGUGGAGAUGUCCGCGGGUCGCUGAGAGAAUGAGGGAGCUGGACACCGAGAGCCCUGUCGUCUGGCCGGCCUGGUGUUAUACUGGUGAGGUGUCAGGUGAGAACGUGUCCGCGGGCACGGGACCACGUGGUAGCAACCGUGGAGAGGCGGCGGAUUUAGGUACGCACACGGAAAACAACGACGGGGCCACCCUGGCAGCGAACACAGCGGUCGACGCCAGGGGGGGAAGCCCUCAGGGCGCUCACCUGUCUGGUGCGGCAACCCCCAGACCUCCGCGGGGUAGGAGGCGACAGAACCAGAAUGGUCUCGACACUACCCAAGUUAAAACAGAACGACUCACACCUGACAACAACUCGACGUCGUCGAGAAGCGUGACGCCUUCUUCGUCGAGUCAUCCGGGUACGCCGCCAAAUGCUACGCCCUUGGGGGGACCCGAGGGUCCACCACCACCCCAUCAUCUCAAGCACAUGGAACAGAUGAUGGGACGAAACUAUAGUGAUUUCAUGAGGAGUCUCGCUGCCAAAUACAACAACGCCAACCCUAACGAUUACUUUAGCACGCCAAGAAACGGUUACCCUCCAGGUUUAGACCCGAGGUUUCCGGCCUUCAAGGCUGCAGCGACGCCGUUCGUUGGUUUGAUGGCGCCGUUAGGGGCUCCGCAACCAUCGAAUGUCCCGACGACCUCACCGCUCUCGAACAAAGAUCCGAAGGAGCAGAAGCAGGAUAGCCUCUUCGGCAACCCCGUGUUUCCGCCUAUGAUCGAUAUGUCGUCCACCCAGGCUCUUUUGCACAUGGUGCGAACUGCCAAUGCGGCUCAAAGCGCUGCAGAAUUGGAAACAUAUCUCAAAGGCGCGAACAAAAGAGACGCGGGGGUUACGAGUCCCUUGGACCUUUCAAGUCCCGGCGGCUUUGCACCUCGUAAGCGGCAAAGGCCGGAAACAAGGAGAUCCGAAAGCGUGUCCCCCAAGCCGAAACCUACCGCGAGACCAACCACACCUCCGCCCGUCAGGUGUCCGACUCUCUAUGGCCACAUACCUUGCGGCGACGGGCAAGCUGUGAAUCGUUGGACCAUCGAGGACGUCGUCAAUUACGUUUCGUCGAUUGACAUCUGCGCCGAGUACGCACAGAAUUUCCGGGAGCACCGUAUAGACGGUGCGGCACUGCCGCUACUCUCGGAGAACCACCUGACAGGCACGAUGGGCAUGAAGCUCGGUCCAGCCUUGAAGCUGCGCGUGAUGUUGGCUCGGAAACUCGGUGCCUGCACGGUAUGCUUGCACUGUGCCCACUGUCACCAAACGCCGCUACCGGCGUUGAGCGCAGCGGCCGCGGCGGUGACGCAACAGCAACAACAGCAGCAGCAGCAACAACAACAACAGACGCCGAGUCGGCGACCCAGCAGCACAGGGAACUGACAAACAAUGGCGGAGACUCCCCUAUUGAGGUCCGAGACAGCACCGGUCAGCGUGACCCUGGCGCCAUCGUCUCCGGACCCGAACCGGGCCCUCAGGAUAGAACGGCGCGUACCCCGCCCGGUACGCAAGCCGGAAGUCGUCUUCAAAAAGCCUAUCAAGCAGUGACACGCGAACGGCGUGCUCAAUCGGAAGAAGACGAUUUCGUAUAUCAUGGAGACUCCGCCAUGUUGUCAGUAAUUAAGCACCCGGAAGAACUUUUAGAGAUAGAAACUCAGACCGAGAGAGUUUUAGCUGAGAUUGGACUGCAAGAUAUGAAAGAGAGAGAGAAAAAGAGUGAGAGGGAGGGUUCGAUUAACGUAGCGCGCAUAGCAUAUAGAGCGUUGAAUACUCGAGAAUGGAAAUAUUUUUGAGUAUUCGAUCCUUGAUUUCCAUCGAUCAUCAGGAUAAUCUAAAGCCUAAACUGUAGAGACCUGAAGUACUGUAUUUUAGCGAAACUGCAAGCUUCGACUGUAUCGGCGGAUUACGUAGAACUUAGACGCAGCAUGACGAAGGUAUGUUAAUUAAUAAUUGCCCGGACAUGAAUGAAACUGAAGAUUAAAGGAUUGAGACAAACUCAGCUUCAUUUUUGAUUGCUUACUGAACGAGCAAUAUUUGGAUAGAGAAACGGAGAAAUAUUUUUGAAAAUUCUACAUGUAUAGCAAUGAUAGAGUGAAACCGUUGAAUAGUUACAAGCGCGUGGAAAAACGGUCGGAGAAAGAAUUUUAGCUGAAUCACGAUAGUGUACAUACAUUGCUGCGAGAAUAGAUCUACGUAUGAUAAUUGAAGAAUUAGUCAACUAACGAUUUUUGCACUUGAAUGUGUAUUUAUUUUAUUUAAAACUAUAUUCUGAUAAAUCUAUUAGAUAAUUUGGCUAAAGAUUUAAUCUUUAUUUGCACCUAGGAGAUUGUAUCAAAUUCAAUAGAAGUCACAAUCAACGGAUAAAGGAAUGAUGAAUAUUAAUUUCCGUUCGUAUUUAAAUAACAGAAAUAAUAUCCAUACAAAAAUAUGACGGCAUAGAUCUAUGUGGAGAUUUGUAAAAAUAUAGGUAAUUUUAAAACUUGUUAUGAUCUCUAUGGAUUCAGUACUUAAAUAGUAUAUUUUGCACUGUGAGAAAUAGAAAAUUAGGAAUGCAUGUUGAACAUAUAACAUACAUUGUUCACAUUGCGUAAUAUACGAUUAUCUUCCAUCGAUGACAAAUAUAUCAGGGAUACAUUUUUGUUUAAAUUAUUUAUUUAAAUAUUUUAUUAAACAAAUAUUAAAUAUAAAUUUCCGCUUUCCAAGUCUAUAAAUAAGCAAUUUUUGUUUUUUAUUUUUUCUAUACUAACAUGUUUAAAAACUUUUCUAAAAUGUUUGGUAAACUAAAAAAUAGAAAAGGUACUUUCUCAAAAUUACGUUGAUCAUUAAAAUGGAAUUAAUAUAUUUGAUUUUCUUUUUGAAGGCGAGAAACUAAUAGAUAAUAAAUCAAACGAGUGCCUAUCUUCGUAAAGUCUUCCAAGACGACGUUGUCGAGUGAUCGUUCGGAUAAAUUUCCGAUGCGUGAUGGGACAUUAUAUAUUAUUUUUGAUUACAUGAAAUCAUCUUGAUUGUCGAUCGACAACUUUCUCGAACGGCCGAACUCGUAUUUUUGUACGUCAUGCGAAAAGUCGACGAAAUGAGGAACCACUAACUCGAUGUCGGAAAAGAGGAAGAAAAAAAAUAAAGAGAGGAGGUGUGCGUGAGAGGUACCCGUAUAUGUGUACAUAUGUCGGAACGAUUGCAAUUACGUGCGAGUGUGUGAAGCGCAAGUAAGUAUAGAUAUAUUAAAAGAAUACGAUCUAUAUAUGUAUACAUAAUCAGCGAGAAGAAUUACGUGCAAUAACAAUAAAUAUACGUUUCGACGCGAUAACUUUUAACUACCGUAGGAGAUACGUACUUGCUCAAAUCGUUGUUUCUUUUAUAUAUUUUAACGAAGUUUUUUAUAUGGAUGAGAAUUAUUACGAUAAAUAUACUAAAUUAUAUUUUUGCUAAUGUGCUCUAUGUGCAGGAAUAAGAAUCCACGUGCGAGCACACACAUACACGAAAGGGAAAAACAUACACAUACACACAGAGACAUCGACACGCGCGAUACAUAGACGCGACGACGACAGUUUCACGCGCGACGGACCCGUGUAGCUCUUUAGGAAUUGUACAUUACAGCGCGCCUCUUUUAUUUUGUGUCCCCCUUAAUCUACAAGAUUCAUGCGACGUCAAACGUUUAUUUAUUUAGAGAUGUAGUACCCGUUUUGCCUUAUUGUAUUCACGUAACGAUUAGGAUGUAAAUGGUGGUAGGGCGACGACGUCAAACUGCGCUUACAUGUACCAUUCGCGGAAGAAAAUUUGCGUGGCAAACGAAUCGGUUCGUAAGAUGAGCAGUAUUUUUUAGAUUUACACACACAGACAGACACACAAGACACGCAUAUACAAACAUUUGUCUGAAUUUACUGCAGACCAUAUAAACUUAUAAUUGUAUAUACAUAUACACAUGAUGCCUAAACAGCACGUUCCCACACGUGCGCCCGCGCUCCCGAGUUUGCGUUUCGCUGAAGAAAAAGAAAAAAAAGAAGACGCGAAAAUACUAGAAACUGCAGCAUUUCGAAAUUUAUCCAAGUGUGUUCUAUUUAAUCAGUAAGACCGAUCAGAAGUCGCGGUGAAAGAAGGAAAUUCUUUCGUAUUUCCUGCGGCUGAUUACACAAGCCCGUUACUACUCGUAGUACAAAAUUAUCAAUGGUAAUUAGACGCUGUAAUCGCACGCGAUAUUACACUUGCUUCUACCUUACGCGGAAUUGUAAUUGUAGGUUGAGAUUUGUUUACGUGCCUAUUAUUUAUAAUUAGCGAUUACGCUAACUUUCGACAUACAUAUGUAUAUAUGAGAAUGACGUAACGAAACAUUUCUUCUCGUUUGACGUAUUUAACAGACGCGCAACGCUCAUUCGGCAACUUCUUAUUUCGAACAAACGACAUCACUUUUCUUCUAUCGUAUGACGAACUCGGGCGCGCUAACACUAAUCGAGUUAGCGGCUUUUACUUAAACAAGACCACUGUACAUAACGCUUAAGCAUUUAUUUAUGUCGUGCUUCUACAAAUACCCCGUAGUAUUUUAUUUAGUAUCUUAGUCGCGAGAUUCACGCUGUUAAUGCGUAAUUACGAGCGUUACGCAUUAAUCAUUUCGUGCAGCAUGUUCGUUCGAUAAGGAAAUAAGAACGGACGGGAGGAAGGAGUUAGAGCGAUAAAUGUGCUGACAGAUUCUUUCAGCGAAGGAUAAUUUAACCGCACACAUGGAUUAGAAAGAGAGAGGUGGUAAAACACACCGACGAUAAGGCAAUUUUUUGUGAUAUUUCAAGAUUUUCUAUCCAUCCUUCGGUAUAUCUCACUUCCUCAAAACCGAUCGAUUUUACGGUAUGUGUCCACUCCAUCUCACCCGAUCUCCCUUCGACUUUUUUGUUUUUCCAUCGCGAGUCUGUCGUGUAUUACUUACGAAUAACUGUCAUAUCAUGUAUAGUAGAAAUUAAUGGUGAAAAGAGGAAAAACAGUACAUUGUUUCUGUUAAAAUAAACAUUGUUGAAAAAUAA
Molecule: messenger RNA, 6538 nt
Organism: Temnothorax curvispinosus
Lineage: Eukaryota; Metazoa; Arthropoda; Insecta; Hymenoptera; Formicidae
Product: nascent polypeptide-associated complex subunit alpha, muscle-specific form-like
Exons: 6
Coding region: 1530-2912 (460 amino acids)
Cellular component (GO): PRC1 complex
Molecular function (GO): protein binding
Source: RefSeq, a predicted model, not a curated record